AUGUCCUUGCUAUGUCAACGAAGGCAUCAACGAGGUCCUUACGUGACUAAGGCAUGUACAAAUUGCCAACAAAAACAUCUGAAAUGUUCUGGAAAAGCUGUUUGUAAACAUUGUACACUAUACAAUUUAAAGUGUAUUUUUAUUGAUUCUGGUAAAAAACGUGGGCCAAAGAAGAAUCAUAGGAAUCAUAGACUUUUCGAUCAAAAUUAUAUUUUUAAUGGCACUGGAAUUAACUUUGACAAAACUCCUAUCUUAUUCUCAAAUACUCCGAAUCUUGUGCAGAGUCUCGCAUUAUUUCCAUCUGGAUAUCAACUUAAUGCUUCACAGCAAAUACUAGAUAAUAAUUUCGAUAUUUGCUUCUCCUCUAACUCUGACUCCGACAAUGAACUUCGAGGCAUACUUAUUUCUCAAGAAAUUAGUCACUUUUUUUAUUAA
Molecule: messenger RNA, 435 nt
Organism: Cetraspora pellucida
Lineage: Eukaryota; Fungi; Glomeromycota; Glomeromycetes; Diversisporales; Gigasporaceae
Source: the annotation of a GenBank genome assembly